This is a messenger RNA of Penicillium canescens, 207 nucleotides long. RefSeq lists its product as uncharacterized. Bases 1 to 207 code for a protein of 68 amino acids. Lineage: Eukaryota; Fungi; Ascomycota; Eurotiomycetes; Eurotiales; Aspergillaceae. The record is from RefSeq and is a predicted model, not a curated record. The transcript has a single exon.
AUGACCUUUUGCAAAGAAGCUCAAUUAUCUACUAUUUUAUAUACCGAGUGCAUGCUCACAAGCACGAACCAAAACCGAAAGCUCAACAAAGCAAGCACAACCCUUGAAUACACCAGUGUAUCCAAAGCAAUUCGCACAAUUCAAUAUCUUACACCGUCACCGCAAGACCAAGACCAAGACCAGCCUGAAACCAUCAACAUCAUAUAA